Durusdinium trenchii is the source of this 1591-nucleotide messenger RNA. NCBI's taxonomy places the organism in Eukaryota, Dinophyceae, Suessiales, Symbiodiniaceae. The record is from the annotation of a GenBank genome assembly.
CAUCGAUCUGCAUCAUUUGCCCGUACGACACAAGCGAUGCACGUGCGACGCACGUGAUGGAUGUUUGCGACGGCAGACCUUUGAGGCGUCUCACCUGCGGGGUGCGCAGGUGGACUCCAAGGUGAAAAGGUCGGCACGUCGCCCACAACGGCUCACAUGGAGUAUGAGCCCGAUGGUGCGCAGGAGCUUCUGAUCGAUUCCGCUCAGGAGAAGACUGCCAAGCAUACAAGACACUUGCUGCUCUCGGCAAGGUUCACUUUCGUCUUCUUUCAUGGGCUGCUGAUCAUUUCGAUGUCAGUGGCUCUUCAGUGGCAGACCGCCACUUCUUGGUGGCUGGUUUUUCUACCUGCUUGGCUGGGCGAUGCGCUUUCGUUGCUGCUGGUGGUGAUUUCAUGGUUCGGGUCCUGCCCGUACAUCCACCUUUGCUUGCAAGAACGUCAGGCUCGCCUGGGUGAUGGGAACCCCAGCAUCUUGACGGAGAUCCUGCCAGAUAUCUUUUUUGGAAUUCUGUCCUUCAUCUACUUGAUCCUUGCGCUGAUCGGGGAGAUCCUGCUCUGCAGGUAUUUGGCACGGCUGCAGAAGGCGCCGACUGCAGCACCAACUUCCUGCGCAGUGUUCCUCAUCAUUGUCUCCUUGCUGACGUGCUGCAGAGGAGUGUGCAUCUUCACGAGCGGCGAGAUCUUCAGCCUGCUUGGCUUCGGGGCUUUGACGUCCAUCACACUGAGCCUUUCCCUGUCCGAAUCGCUGUUCCACACGGCCUGGGCCAUCGUCUUGCCCUGGCUACCAGUGGUGGCAGCCUUGCAAGUUGCCUUGUUCUGCCGCUGGAAGAAGCUGCGCGCUGUGCUUUGCCGAGAGGAGAGGAUCCUCCGUGUUUCGGAGCAACUCUUGCUGUCUGUCAUCUUUGUGACCUUGGCCGUGCUUGUCUUGGAGCUCUCACCCUACCAUGUAGGACUGGCUGGUGCGGAGGCAGGGACAGCUGGCAUGGUGCUUGGCUCAGGCCUCGCCUGUUUAGCCUUGCUCCGAGGGCGCAUGGUGGUGGUGGAGAGCAGGUUUGGCUCUUUGCCGGAACGGCUGCUGCGCCACGAGCUUCGGCAUGAGGCCAGCUCGAUGCGAAGCUCGGUGAUCUCGGGCGUGGGGGCAGAGGUGCCUUUGGGGAUGAGUGCCAUCACGGUGCCUGAGACCAGCUCCCAAAUGGUCUGAGUUGGCGACACUGAGCACCAAAGAAAGACACAGGUCGGCGACGUUGCGUCGGUUCACAGGACGAUACGUCCAAAAGGUUGCAGGAGGUUUACACAGCUUAUACAGCCCAAUUUGAACAUCAAGUCUUCACUGUGUGCUUGAUGCAUUUUCGUUUGGCAUUCUGGCGUUCUACUGUGACUGACAUAUUUGGGAACCAGCAACAGUUGGCAUACUUGGGAUUGGGUUGCCAAAGCUUGAACUCACUCACCCAUGUCUGCUAGAAUCGAGCCCCUAUGACCAUCAUGUGCCAGAGUGACCUAUAGUGACCUCAACUUCCAUCACUGAUUCUUCUGCAGGAAGGACAGCUUCGUCGUUCGCACGGCAGUCAAUUGUAGCAGUCAAUCGCGGCCAC